AUGGAGUACUGUGUACUUGAUAUUGGCGUACGAAGAACUACCCCGUUGAACGAAAACAUUCCAUCCAUUAUACCUCCUUCAACGAGCAGUAGUGAAGCUUCGACUUCCACGAAUCCACCACCGAUUCGGCAAUUCAAGCAUGAGCGCCAACUUUACACCCAACUAGACCCAGAACUCAACAUAAAUCCGAUUAUUCGAGAUGUCCGUCGUGUUCCCGAGUACGAGUUACGUGAAAGAACUGACGCUUCCGAUCCCACCACAGUUGUUCUCGGAAUUUUCUUACGAAUACUUGAUCCAAGUGAAACCAUCGAUUAUGGCUGCACAAAACAAAGACAACGGUUAAUUUCUCAGCUUUUUGAAGAAGUUGAACGCCGCUCGUUUGUCGAGGAGGAACUGGAGAAAAUAAGCUCGCCAGCCCUACCGGACAGCGAUGGCAAAGCGCUCUCUGUACAACAAUUCUACGAUCAAUUACGAGUGUAUCAUCAAGCGCGUUCGGCUAAGAAUGAGUCAUGCAUGGGGUCAGAUUCCGUACAGCACCCUUACUUGCGUCCAUUGCUGAGGACAUACCAACAGCAAGCCAUCCGCUGGAUGCUUCAUCGAGAAACUGGCCAAGAAACACUGCCAGCCCAAUACGUCCGGCUUCGGAAUCGUGCCAUACCGGAGGUGGAAUUUUUUAUGGAUCUUUACCACUGCACACUAAGCGAUCAGGAACCAAAGCCGACCCCUCUGCCUGCUGGUGGAAUUCUUGCCGAUGAAAUGGGAAUGGGAAAAACGGUGGAGAUACUUGGUUUGAUACUUCAAAACAGGAAACACGCGACGAUCACGGUAACGAAACGACCACCAGACUAUGCUGAUGAUUAUGACGGUGAGGGUGAUUCGGCCGAACUCAGAUGUCUGUGCAUAAAAACGCAUCGAAAGAAAACGAUCGCUUGUAGUAAGUGUGGCCGAUUGCAACACCGUAAGUGUGUUUUGAAACAUCACCAACCCGAUCGUAAGAAAAGCACCUUCCGGUACAUUUGUCCCGAGUGUUGGCGCACUGAACCACUGGUAGAAUCUGGUGCCACAAUAAUCGUCUCGCCAGCCUCCAUCAAACAUCAGUGGGAAAAUGAAAUACGCAAGCACGUGUGUGACCCCAGCUUCCGUGUGUUUGUAUACAACGGUGUAACGGACACGCAGGGCAAGUGGAUUAGUCCAGCCGAUCUCGCCUCGUACGAUGUGGUGCUGACCGACUAUAACGUGCUAAAGCCGGAAAUUUAUCUCGUAGCUGAAAAUGCACGCACUUCGCGUCACGAGAAGCGUUUCCUCGUGCCCGCUACACCACUUACGAUGAUACGCUGGUGGCGCGUGUGUCUCGACGAAGCACAAAUGGUUGAGGGAUUGAACAACAACGCGACCAAGAUGGUAAAAGCCCUCCCGGCAGAACAUCGCUGGACGGUGACGGGUACACCGAUCGAGAAGACGAUCAACAAUCUGCACGGAUUGGUGCAUUAUCUCGAUUACGAGCCGUACAGUUACUUCCCGGUGUGGUCACAGUAUGCGUCACGGUUUCAGGCCGGCAAUGCGGAACCACUGCUACAGAUGAUGGUACGCGUAAUGUGGCGCACGUGUAAGCAUGCCGUGCUGGACCAGCUAGGAAUUCCACCUCAAACGGAGCGCAUUCACUACAUCCGGAUGUCCGAUCUGCAAAGCUAUUUCUACCGAGGCGAACAUUACCAGUGUACUCAGGCGUUUCGGGAAAAGGCACGCAAAAUUGGCCUUUCUCUACGUUUGGCAGAGAUGAACAUACAAACGAUGAAUGUGCUGUUGGAACCGCUCCGUAAGCUUCGGUUGGACUGUACUAUCCCAUCCGUUUUGCACGUUGGUACGGCGACGCUACAAGCGAAGAAGCUACUAACACCUGCCGAACUUCACGAGCAUCUUGUCUCGACCAACGCAAAUGAUUGCAAAGGACAGCUCCGUUCGGUUGUGUCCUCGUUGAACGGCAUGGCAGCGGUACACAUCCUGCAGCAGAGCUAUGAUCAAGCGUUACGGCUUUACCAAACUAAUUUGCGAUUGGCAGACGACUACAAAGGUACAAUUAGCGUCGAUACACUGCUCCAGAUACACGCCAUACACAACCUGCUCGAUCUGAUAAGCUCGCAUGGGGAGGAACUCGACGCAACCCUAAAACCAACGCCGGAACAGAUACAAGCGUACGAAGAACGCUGUGCCCGACUCGAAUGGGGCUACAUUGAACAGUACGCCAGCAAAGUUCGCUCGAUUGAGAACGCUCUACUGCCAGCAAUCAAAAAGGUUAAUUACCUGAUAGCAAAUAAUAACGGCCACCGUUUGGUACGGCUCGAUCGACCAUGGUGGUUUGAUCUGUUGGCGUUCAUGGAAACAAACGCCCACCUUUGCGUUACGUUCCAGUACCGAUUGUUCCGAGAGCAAAAUCUUCUGGAAAACACGGGCGUAAGUUCGUGGCGCUCGAUGGGUAUUUGGUUGUUAAACUGGAUGGAAAAGAUAGUGGCAAGGCGUCAAGCACUACAGCGGGGCUUCCAAUCGUUGGCAUUCUUUGUAGACAAUCUGCGACCGAAUCAUCUCUGGCCGGCGGUAACACGAACCAGUAUUGAGCAGCUGAUACGGACCGCUUUUGCCUGCCAUCUUGAUCCGGCACUUUUUCAAGAGGAUGAGAACGGGAUGCGCACGGAAAAGCAGUUAGCUCCGAAGGGAAAAUCGGCCGCACCGCUUUGUUUGCUUUGUAAAGUUAAGGACACAUUGAACCAGCUGGAAGCAGUACUGUUUUUGGACAAACAGACACAAGUGGCAACAGGAGGAUUGUGGCAAGUUUCGCCACAGGAGCAAGUAUUAAAACAGCUUCAUCAGUACGCCAAACGGCAAGAAAAUAUGGAGCAAACAAUCGUUACGGAAGGAGAACACUUUCUAUCGUUCCUAGAGCGAAUUAAGGUGGAGUUUAAAGAGUACUCCCAGUACUGGGUGGAAAUUAACUACACCGUCGCUGCGUACGAUGAGCUGACCAUGUGUAAGUCACGCCUGCAGCUACUGACCGAAGCAGAACACCGCGAGAUGCAGCUUGCGAAGAAGAAGCCCUCCCCGUUGCAAUUGCUCGCUUGUGAACUUUCCCUCAAGUUUAACGAAAUGCAGCUAACGAAAGCAACGGCCGAGCGAGAGUUUGUAAGAAUAAAAGGAACGCUUAAAUAUUUGGAGCAUCUAGGUGCGAGAAAGGAAAUCGAUCUUUGUCCAAUCUGUCACAUCGUUCCAGAGGAAAAGUAUGCCGUGUUCCAGUGUGGUCAUCUGCUUUGCAGUGCUUGUUCACUGAAUAUGUUCAAGUUUGCACGAGCUAGCGGUAAUGCGUCGUGCGCUGUAUGUCGCCACGUUCAGCUUGUCAAGGACAUACAGUAUGUCACACUGACAGCAAACACUAAAAUUCAAACCGUACGUGGAAGCUACUCAAAUAAGAUUAUCAAAAUUGUCGAAACGGUGCUCGAGCUAAUUGAAGAAGAGCGGGAUGUGAAGAUCGUGAUAUUUUCCCACUGGGAGCUGAUCCUUAGCGAACUCGGUGUGGCGUUAGAAGAAAACGACAUCAAGUACCGCCAAAAGUCGAGGAAAUUCUACCAGAGUCUGGAAGAGUUUAAGGACUACGCCAAUGGAAUUACCUGUCUACUGCUUCCGCUUCGAUCCGGUUCGAAAGGUUUAAAUCUAACGGAAGCGACGCACGUGUUUUUGGUUGAGCCAAUUUUAAAUCCGGGUGAGGAAAUGCAAGCAAUCGGUCGUGUGCACCGUAUUGGACAGACACGGCCAACGUUUGUGCAUCGAUUCAUCAUGCUCGAAACGAUCGAGGCAACAAUUCACGAGACUAUUCAGGGUGACCGAAGUGGCAGGUGGCUUUCGAAGGAGGUUACGGUUGAACAGUUGGAGCAAUUGUUUAGGCUCAAUGAUACCGACAUGUAA
Anopheles maculipalpis is the source of this 3951-nucleotide messenger RNA. RefSeq names its product E3 ubiquitin-protein ligase SHPRH. Gene Ontology annotation, molecular function: ubiquitin protein ligase activity; ATP-dependent chromatin remodeler activity; metal ion binding. Gene Ontology annotation, cellular component: nucleus. The coding region runs from base 1 to 3951 and encodes 1316 amino acids. Lineage: Eukaryota; Metazoa; Arthropoda; Insecta; Diptera; Culicidae. The record is from RefSeq and is a predicted model, not a curated record. The transcript has 3 exons. Gene Ontology annotation, biological process: protein polyubiquitination; DNA damage response.